AUGAAACAACAGCAGCGGCAGAAGCAGCGAUCCCCAAUCCUUUAUGUAAAGUUAAAUAUAAGACAAAACCCAUUCUCAUCGUCAAUUUCGAAGAACAGGGUACGACUUUUCUCAAGACUGAGUAGUCCACAGCUUCCAAAAACCCGAUCAAAACCACCAUUUUCAGGAUAUUUUGCUAGAAAAGUGAUGGGAGACCACAUGGUUUUGUGUGUUGAUCAACUCAUUACACCUGAAUCACUGCAAGCAGCUAAGGCCUCCGUGUCUGCUGGAAAGAUUUCUUGUAGUGACAUUGCUGGUCCAUCCACUUUGACCAUCGAUAGUGAGGAAGUGGGAGAAAAGGGUGCAGCUGGUGAAGAAGAACCACUGAUUCAAACAGUGGAAUGCCGCAUAUGCCAAGAGGAGGAUAACAUAAAAAACCUGGAGGUCCCUUGUGCUUGUAGUGGAAGUCUUAAGUUCGCCCAUAGGAACUGUGUUCAGCGAUGGUGCAAUGAGAAAGGAGACAUAACUUGUGAGAUCUGUCAUCAGGUAUGCCACUGCUUCUUCCUUGAUGAGAAUUUAUCGUUGUGUUGCAUAAAACCUAAUGCAUGUUGGAAAAGCUAG
Messenger RNA from Ilex paraguariensis (yerba mate), 600 nucleotides. The record is from the annotation of a GenBank genome assembly. Lineage: Eukaryota; Viridiplantae; Streptophyta; Magnoliopsida; Aquifoliales; Aquifoliaceae.